AUGUCAGAGCGAGUACUUUUAGGUCGUCUCCCGGGGGAACGUUCAAGUUCUGAGUACAAUUUAUCUUUCGCAGGUUGUGGUUUCUUGAGCGUUUAUUAUAUCGGGGUCAUAUCAUGUAUUAAGCGCUUUGCACCUCAUCUCUAUGACAAUCAGACUGUUUCUGGAGCUAGUGCAGGCGCACUUGCUGGUGCCUUUCUGAUUUGCGACGUUGAUCAAUUCUCCGUCGCGGAAUGUUUGAUGGAUGUUAUUAAUAGAUCGCGGGAAUACUGCCUUGGGGUGUUUGAUCCACGAUUUCAUAUCAUGCAAUACCUCAAAGAAUGUAUGGAUCGUCUUCUACCCCCUGACGCGCAUAUCCGAUGCUCUGGACGUCUCUUUAUAUCUAUGACACAUAAAAAAUCUGCAGAAAAUCGUGUCGUUGGUCAUUUUAAAACCCGAGAAGAUCUCAUCCGUGCAAUUCUUUGUUCAUCUUUCAUUCCAGUUUUCGGAGGUUUCAAUGCCCCUGAAUAUAAAGGCGAUUAUUUUAUUGAUGGCUGUUUUUCCGACAAUUUACCAAAUAAAAAUCAGCAUACGAUUACGAUUAGUCCAUUUUGUGGGGAUGCUGAUAUCUGUCCGCGGGAUGAUAUCUGGGAACCAAGUGAGCGAGCUACUGUCGCCGGGCAUAUUUAUCUUUCACAAACCAGCCUUAUUCUCAAUUGGACCAAUCUAAAACGUGCUAUCAAUAUCGUUGUACCGAUGUGCUCCGAAGAUCUUUGUGAGCUUGCUUGCAAUGGAUUCGACGAUACUCUACGAUUUCUUUUAAUUAGAGGUAUAAUUGCCUGCCCCAUUCACAGAGCUCCUUGCUUAAAUAACAAUCAUCAUCGUACAGGAGAGCUUGAAUCACUCCCAAUGCGGAAAGAGAUGACUAGAAUUACAAGUACGAAACUAUCCAAACGACUUAAGUCACUUUCUCUAUCACCCAUUCCAGAAGCUGUCUCUUCCCCUAUGAUAAAGGGAGGCUCAAGAAAUCUCCUAUGUGAACUCACGAAUCCCACGAACAAAAGCUUUUAUCACACCACAUUCGGUAGCCGAUCUCUGGCUGUGCCUGAAUGUGACUCCUGCAGAAUCGCUAUGCUUGAUUCUUAUAGCUCUCAACUACCCACUUAUCUUUAUGAUAUUAUAUCAAGCAAAGAUUAUGGAAACAGUCCAACGAAUCGUCAUGAACAGAAGGCGGAAGCCUCUUUGUGGUGGCCCUUUCCGAGGAUUUCAAUGAAAAUUUUACCUGAAUGUGUUUGUCCUUCCUCUCUGACGCACCAUCUUUUGACUCAAGUGCUCUCACUUCUUACUGCGUCAGUUAGUCUGCAAGUCUCAGCCGUUCAGUCUAUGAUUUCUACCUUUGUCGAAUUUAUCAGGAGCCUUCCAAAUUCAUCCACAUCAACUCUACAACCGAUAGUAAAUCUCUUGACCUCCUUUAAAGAAACUCUGGUAACUUUGGUAGUGAAGGGGACUGUGCGCUCUGAAAAACUGGCAACUAUUCUUCGUUUCAAUGAAGGUCUGAAUACAACCUUCAACUGCCUCAUUGGCAUGAUUCGUUCGAAUUUACUCGCUUUCGUGCCAUAG
Rodentolepis nana is the source of this 1596-nucleotide messenger RNA. The record is from the annotation of a GenBank genome assembly. NCBI's taxonomy places the organism in Eukaryota, Metazoa, Platyhelminthes, Cestoda, Cyclophyllidea, Hymenolepididae.